This is a messenger RNA of Suillus subalutaceus, 1069 nucleotides long. Its product is annotated as Chloroperoxidase. The record is from RefSeq and is a predicted model, not a curated record. Gene Ontology annotation, molecular function: peroxidase activity. The transcript is spliced from 2 exons. The coding region runs from base 166 to 924 and encodes 252 amino acids. Lineage: Eukaryota; Fungi; Basidiomycota; Agaricomycetes; Boletales; Suillaceae.
GAUACCACUGUUCCAGACAGUUCCCCUUGUUUCAUUUGACGCCUAUAAAAUCAAGCAGUCCACGGAUUAACCAUUAACCAGAUCAUCCACAGAUCAUCAGCCCUCAUAAGACAUACCACGAUCAAACCGCCUGCAGAUCCUCACCCCUCACUAGAUAUACAUACCAUGUCUUCGUUCGCCGAGUCUUCCGCAGAUUCACAUGAGCACCCACAGGGCGCCUGUCCAGUGACGGGCAAGACAUACGACUUCUGCCCAAGGCAGGCUGGGGACGUAAGAUCGCCCUGCCCGGCGCUGAAUGCCCUUGCGAACCACGGUUACCUCCCACGAGAUGGAAAGAACAUUGGCGUAUGGGACCUCGUUCGUGGACUCAAAAACGGAUACCAACUAUCAACAGUGCUGGCCUGCCUCUUGUCAUUUGGCGCCAUGCUCCUACUCGGGCAAUACAGAUGCUUGUCCCUCUCAGAUCUCGCUCGUCAUAACAUGAUCGAGCAUAACGCAUCACUUGUCCACAGAGACGACAACAAUGGUGCAGAAUAUGCCCCGACCAAGGUGGACAGGAAACUAUUAGCCGCCCUUUGUGCAGAGGGAGGAAAGCUACUCCCAAACAGAAUAACUCUCGAGGAUGCCGCGCACAUCCGUGUCAAGAGAGAAGCGCAAUGCGGAAAGUUGGAUGGUGUACAUGCCGAAAUAGCUCGAGGGGAGAUAGUAAUUGCUAUCGGAGUCCUAGGUGGCAAGGACGCGUUGAAGAACGGCGUCAACAUUAGCGCAUUGCACGAAUGGAUGCAGCAUGAGCGUCUGCCUACUGGCUGGAGGCCGGAUCACACCCAGGGCUUGUACCAGACAUACAAGAUGGCGAAGUAUGUCAGGGAGCGCAUGAGGGAGAUCGGAGCGCAGCAACCACCUAACAAGCCAGGGGAGUAUUAGGGUUGGUUUUCUGUCUUUAUUUUAUUUGUGUUUGGAUUUUAUUCGUAUAUAUAUACCCAUUGAUAUCUGUUCGUACAACAAAUUUACUUAUAUCACGCAUUACCAGUAACACUAUUAAUUAUUCUGCAUUUCAUUUAUGUAAUCC